CCCGCCCAUCAAAGCUUUAGACCAAUAAGAAACGCUCCUUUUGUGUUAUACCACGCCCCUCACACUCCCGGAUGUCUGUCAUGAAGAAUAGCUAGGUGGUUGGCUCACUUGUAUCAAACAAAACACGGACGGUGGGCAUCGUCUGGUGAAAAAUGGCAGAGGGAGGCUUUGACCCUUGUGAGUGCAUCUGCAGCCAUGAGUAUGCUAUGAGGCGCCUCAUCAACCUGCUCAGGAAUUCCCAGUCCUACUGCACAGACACAGAAUGCUUUCAGGAAUUGCCAGGUCCCAAUGGGCCCAUUGGUGGGGGUGGAGACCUGACCCUCCCCAUGAUUAUGAUGGGAUGGAUGGUGGUAGCUCUGCUUCUGUACCUUCUGCGUCCAUCCAGUCUGAGAGGUUCCAGUCAAACAGGCAAACCUACUGGACCACACAAUAGUGACAGAAGAGAGCCCCCUGCACCUCCCAUUGACUAGCAGAGAAAGCAGAGUACCAGCACUUUGACACCUGCUCCGACUGGAGCUGCACAGUGAGAAAUUUCCAGUGACCUGUGACCAUCUCCCUGCCAAGCUUUAUCCAAAUAUCUAUGACUUUUCUUUCUUUUUAUCUUUUUAUUUUGUGGUAUAUCAGUCAAUGAGUCCUACUGUGAGGGCCCACAUUCUCUCUUGAUUAAUGAGGCCAAAUACAAAUGAAAAAUCUGAUGGUAUUGAGGUAAAUGCUCAUCUUAUAAUGGUACAUAAAAAAAAACAUACCACAUUUACGGCCAUUCUCUGGUCACUUUAGUUUUUGUUUUUUUUUAAAAGCUAAAGAACAAAAAAUUGAAAAAUACAAUCUUUACCAACCUAAAACUUUAACUGAGAUUAAAAGAUUUCUUUAACAGGCUGUUUUCUAUUAUUUAGACAUGUACACAUCAGCCUGUGAUACCAGCAUGUUGAUACUUUAGCUGGGUGUUCACCAAAUGAUUAAUCAGAGGCUGUUACAUUUUUCUAAGUUAGUUCCUGAUACCAGCUCUGGUGCUGGCAGACCUGCAGAAACUCCAAAUGAAAAAAAAUGGUCACGUGUCUGGGAGAAGGGAGGGGUAGCAGGGAGUUCCUUUUGGGAAACUUUAAAUGUUGUUUGUGUGCUUGUUGAGUAAUGAAGGGUGGUGGGUUCUUCAUUCCUGUCUUUUUACUUUAUACAUCUCUAAACAGUGCCAGUGCUGAUGUCAUAUCACAUACAGUUACGAAAGUAUAUUCAAACCAGCAGAUAGAUUACAACUCAUUCAGAGAAGCAAAAUACGUUUUAGAAUGUUAAAAUCAUUCUCUGUACCAUGAUUGUCUUGUGUUUAAAAGACAAAAGGGAUCAUUGUGAUCUAAUUAAAUAUCCAAGGUUCAUAUUUCAUUAGCACUUUUUGUUGUUGUAUGUUGUUCCCUUUUUGAAGGUGUGAUGUGCAUAUCAAACUCUCUAAAUUUUAACCUCAGCAGUCUUUCAUUAAAAGGAGAAAACCAAGGUAUCUUAAGAACUUCUUUAUAAUAAUAUGUUGGAAAGAAAAAGAAAGGAGUACAAAAAAGGAGUAACUUAGACCAACGAUAAUGUAAAUUUGUAGAACUUGUUUCAGUGCUUGUCUGAGAUACGAUCAUUUUAUGAAAGCAGCAUUAUAUGAAGUCCUUUUUACUCUAAAGUUGUGAUGGGAAGUUGAUGAUCUGCCGUACCUUUCUAUCGUUUUUUUUUAUUACUGUUUACUCUAUAAGGUUACUCUCUUCAGUAAUACCUUGUUUAUUCUCUUGAUCAAGAGCUCUGCUAAACAAAAUCUUUCUUUUUAUAUUUGUCUGGGUGCAGUACAUGAUAGUGGGUUUUCUGUUUCAGUCAUUUUAUUAUGUACCUUCUACAGUAAUGAUGCUAUUCAAGUUUUUCUAGGACUAGGUUUCUGCUUCAUGGUGAUCAGAAAUGAAAUGGAUAAUUCUUAAAAUGAAGGCUUUUUCUUCUGUGCAUCGUCUAGAAUUCAGGAGCUGGAUCAGCUCAGUAAUGUGUGAGCUUAGUUCAUCCCAACAGUCUUCAACGGCUGCUCUUCAUUUCCACAUUAAUAAAUGCCCUCUGAUUUUUGUGACUGUAUUCUGGACUUGCUUUAAAGAUGGCAGAGAGGAAAUAAACAAAGGGAAUAACUGAAGUAACCCAUAAGUAGCUGUGUAAAAUUAAGGGGGAGCCAUUCUAGACUGUUGAGAUGAGCAGCACAGGAGAACAUGAUUUACACUGUUACUGUACACGAGAAAAGGGCUUAAACUAUGCACUUUUCCUACAACAAAACAAAAAAAUAAAUAAAGAAUUCAGUCUUA
Molecule: messenger RNA, 2306 nt
Organism: Notolabrus celidotus (New Zealand spotty)
Lineage: Eukaryota; Metazoa; Chordata; Actinopteri; Labriformes; Labridae
Gene: smim14
Product: small integral membrane protein 14
Exons: 5
Coding region: 153-470 (105 amino acids)
Cellular component (GO): endoplasmic reticulum
Source: RefSeq, a predicted model, not a curated record